Polypterus senegalus (gray bichir) is the source of this 3847-nucleotide messenger RNA. RefSeq names its product melanocortin 1 receptor (gene mc1r). Gene Ontology annotation, molecular function: melanocyte-stimulating hormone receptor activity. Gene Ontology annotation, cellular component: membrane. Gene Ontology annotation, biological process: G protein-coupled receptor signaling pathway. The transcript has 2 exons. NCBI's taxonomy places the organism in Eukaryota, Metazoa, Chordata, Cladistia, Polypteriformes, Polypteridae. The record is from RefSeq and is a predicted model, not a curated record. The coding region runs from base 360 to 1382 and encodes 340 amino acids.
AACCCUGCAGAUGUUUGCUGCAAUUAUACAUUCCUGAGCUCUGCCACUCUGGAUUUUUUCAGAAGCUUAUCAAGACACCAACAUAAUAAUAAAUUGGAAAAAAAAGAAUAAACUUUAACAAAAGAGCACACAGCAGGCUCCCACUUCAAGUGGCAUCUUCCUGAGGAGUCCUACACUAGCACCAUUAAAACGACAAAUGAAAUGAACGCUAAUUUUCAGGUUACUAAACUUUAAUAAACUUCGAUUCCAAGAAAAAGAAAGAAAUCAGCAGGAAAGGAUACUCAAGAAGAAACCCCCUUGUACAUACUUCGAGUAGACUGCGCCUCCCUCGUAAACCUGCUAGAAGACUGCUGAGCUAAAUGGUCAGGCUGCUUGCAGAUAUGAACUUCAGCACGUAUAGCCCUCGGAGUCGAUACGUGGAUAACUCGGCGGACGCGUUCUACGGUGAAAACGGGACCAUCAACGUCUCCUACAGCAACAUGUCCAUGACGGGAUGCAACAGAAUCAUGAUCCCCAACGAGCUAUUUUUGACCCUUGGGCUGGUGAGCCUUGUGGAAAAUAUUUUGGUGAUUCUGGCCAUCAUAAAAAACCGAAACCUGCACUCCCCGAUGUACUACUUCAUUUGCUGCCUCGCCGUCUCAGACAUGCUAGUCAGCGUCAGCAACGUGGUGGAGACCCUGUUCAUGCUUCUGAUUGAUCAGGGGGUGCUUGUGGUCACCUAUGAUAUCCUACGGCUCAUGGACAAUGUGCUCGACAUGAUGAUUUGCAGCUCUGUGGUGUCCUCCCUUUCCUUUCUGGUCGCGAUCGCUGCAGACCGCUAUGUCACUAUCUUUUACGCCUUGAGGUACCAUAACAUUAUGACCACACAGCGAGCAGUCGUCAUCAUUAUUGCCAUCUGGGCUGCGAGCACCAUCUCCAGCACUCUGUUCAUAGUAUAUUAUAUGAACAUCGCCGUCAUCAUCUGCCUCAUUGCUUUUUUCUUCGCCAUGCUCAUCUUCAUGGCUGGGCUCUACCUACAAAUGUUCACCCUGGCGCACAUCCAUUCCAAGCGAAUCAACGCCUUCCAGAAGCUCCGGCACCAACAGCAGGCCACGAACAUGAAAGGUGCCGUCACCCUCACCAUCCUGCUCGGGGUUUUCUUGGUCUGCUGGGGGCCCUUCUUCCUGCACUUGACGCUAAUCAUCACUUGCCCCAGCAACCCGCUCUGCGUGUGCUACUUUAGUCAUUUUAACCUGUUUCUCAUUCUCAUCAUCUGCAACUCCCUCAUAGAUCCUGUCAUCUACGCCUUCAGGAGUCAAGAACUGCGGAAGACACUAAAGGAGCUGCUAUUCUGUUCCUGGCAACUGCACUGCUUUGAAUGUUUAAGUUGUACAAAGCUCUGAAAUUGAUUUUAAAAUGUAACGCAAGACAGCUUAAGCGAUGUUUGUAAAGUGAACUGCACAAUGCCUGUCUAUGUACAGCAAAGAACACAAUGCCGUGUUGUAAACUGCUUUUAAGAUGUGAAAAAGUUCCGUGUUCUGUACAUAGCAUCGGGGUUGAAACAACUCUUGACGUCAGUGUGAACUCCACGUCAAAAGCGUGAACAUUCUAAUGUAACAAUGUGAAACAAUACAGAAUGGAUUCACACUGAUUUUCUUUGCGCAAAACCAAAAGUAAGCUCGACCCAUUUCAGAACCAAACUCUUUGCUGUCCCCGAUCUCUUAUAAUAAUUUUAACAUUUUACAUCAUAAGGCAGAUAUCAGUUUUCUUCUGUCAAAAUGAAGCACACGUUAUUUCCACCACAAACACCCUGCUUCUAACUCGAUCGUUAUAAAUUAAAAAAGCACGCUCUCUUGUACAUUUGUUUUACAGUAACACCUGUAAAAAGGAAAACGUUUAAGUAAUAUAAUUUACAUAUGACAAAAUAUUAUUUUAACAGUCAUUGUAUUUAUAAACCGCUUUAUACUUUGUAGGUAUGGACUUUCCACUUACACGUAUGUUUUAUAGUUACAGAUACUAUACGUUAUAGUGUCCCGACAGGGAAGCAAGGACAGACAGGACAUGCAGGCACACACCAAAGACCGAUUUUGUCUUGACAGGACUGCUUAUUGAACAGAACGCUCCUGAUCAACCCACUUCGGUCAACAAACCGCACGAUACCUUUCGUACCAAUCAAAUACCUAAACCUGCCCAGCCGGCAUGGUAUAAGCAUACUGGAAAGGUGAGAUCUCUGUUUAAAUAAUCAAAAGAUUACAAACUUGUUUCGCUUUAUGCUCACUUGUGCUUCCCCUCAUUUCAAAAUCAUGUAUGUAGUUAAAUAAAAACAUUUACUCGAGGUUUCGCUACACUGUGGAACCUUUUAAAACAUAUCGUUUUGUACUAUUAAUUAUGACAAGCUACAUACAUAUUUAUAUGAUAGUAACAUGAAAAACUGUAAAAGAACUCUAUGUAAUAUUGAUCAUUCAACCAAUAAUAAUAUAAAGCUUAAGAACACCAGACUGCAGUGUCAUCCAACGCGUAUUCGUUUCACCUGAAGCACCACUAGUUUACAAGUAGCCAAAAUGAGACAUUGGCUUAUUUAAAUCGUCUAAACGUUUUUCUGCCUUUUGCAAGUGAUCGCAAUUAUCAACAUUUUCUGUUUCUUAUAUGAUCAUUAACUUAAACAAAAUCCAAAGAUCCAUAUAUAUCGAUUUGUCCAUUUUUAAUACUCAGGUUUAAAGUCAGGAGAAGCUUAAGCUCUGGCAGGAAUCUUCUCAGCGGUGCACUAGUCCAUCGCGGAACACACUCCUACUCGCGCAGAACAGCUUUGAGUUAUCAAAUAAAUCGUUCUCUGCGAGAUUUUGGAGGAAAGUGAAACCCGAACAAAAAAUAACUUCAACGUUUACAUUGGCGGGUUGCGGGCAUCUAGCGCAAUACAGUUGCACUAACUACUGCGCCACAGUGCACACUUUUGUUUACCCCAUAUAAAUAUACUAUUUUAAUUUAAGUGUAUCAUAAGGACAGGUCAGCCCAUACAUCGGAUUCUGCACGCGCCGUAACUGAAAUCAAAUUCAGAAAUAAGGCAGGAUGAAUAUUAUGAAUAUUGAUCAUUUAAAAUUGCGCCUGGCAAGCACCAAUACGCUGAAAAGGAGAAUCGAUUUCCACAAUUUCUGCAUAAACUGUUACUAUAAGAUUAACCGUGCAUGUACAUAGGGCAAAAUAAAAUCAGGAAUCUGUCUUAUCCUGAGAGUAUUUUUCGAGGACCUUCAUGUAGCUUGAGCGUUUCUGUAUAAAUAUUACUAUGAAGAGGUAGAGUGUUUUUUAUACGACCUUUUUCUUUUCACUUUGCUUAACGGUCACCGUCAUGAAACAGUGCACGAUCUGGUAGAUUCGAACGAAUUCGCCAUAAACUGCCACAUUCAUUCUAGUUUGUCUUUUAGAUGUUUCCAAUUAUUAGUAAAUUUGCAACACAGGCCAACAAUAGCAGAAUAAUUUUCUGUUCCCGUUUGGCUCUUUACUGCUAUUGAAUAACUUGUCCGAAUUCGUUUCGUCUUCAACAGGCCUGUCAACACAACUCGUUGCGUACUGGUUUGGUGGUAAACUGGGGUUCUACAGCGGGGUAAAAACGAACAAGCGAACUUUAAAGUCUCUAAGGUUGAGGAGUAAAGUCUGUAUUCUUGGCAAACAGUUGAAGCAAAUUUAAUAUUACAUUUAUUUGUUUAACAUAUCAGAGGAGUGAUAAAACCAAGAAAAUAUUGAUACUAUUUACCAUGCCAGUUCAAUUCCAUCACGUGUCGAGGAGAUUGAUCCUAUCCCAGAAGUAUCGGGCGUGCCGCCCACAGACAUAGAAUUACUAGACGCCGCAUGACCAGUAGCAUCGCACGUCAAC